CUUGAUUUCCUCCGGUCCGUGGUGCUUUUUGCUUAGCUUCCUCGGCCAAGCCAAGCACAGACCGUAACUACAAGCCAGACGAUGCACUGAGGGUGGUUUUCAGUUCAGACCACCCGCUGUGCAAUGCUUGUGCUUGAUGCACGACUCGUAAGCAUCCAUUUGGUCGGAUAGGCUGAGUCCAGAUAUCAGGUAGCCCAAGCAGAGAGAAGAUCAAGAUCUGAGAGCAGACAGACAGGAGGCCACAGUUCCCCCUCACACGCAUACACACAUCAUCACGGCCUUGAUGGUGAUGCAUGCAAGGAAACCAACAAGAGUCAGCGAUGGGUGCAACGACCGAAGGGAUUCACAAUCCUAUCAGACCCAUAAAUCUCAACCAAAGAGCCAAUCCAGCAGCCUUCACCGUUAUGACAAGGUGCGUGAUGGCUCAUCAGACCCCACGCCCCCUUACAAGAUGCUGCGACGCUCAGACGACAGUCCUGUCAGCAGACAUGCAGACAGUAUGGGACACAAGGCAAAAACCUCCCAGACACUCAGAGGAAAAAAUGGGACCAGCGGUUCUCCUCAAGAGAACUCACACAACAACAGCUCGUACCAUGGCUCCGACUCACACGCAGCUCAGAGCAAGCCUGCAGACAGGCGCCAAGACCCAGCAGACGACUGGACGGAGCACAUCAGCUCCUCCGGGAAGAAGUACUACUACAACUGCAGAACUGAGGUCUCCCAGUGGGAGAAGCCCAAGGACCUGCUGGAGAGAGAACAAAGACAGAAAGACUCAGCCAAGAUGGCAGCGAACAGUUUCCCCAGGGACAUGGACUACAGACAAGAGGCCUUGCAGGACAAAGCCACAGCAAAGAUCACAUCUGACCAGUCCAGCGCAUCCAACUCCGGCCAUUCCUCCUCCUCUUCUUCCUCUUCCUCUCAGAGUUUGAACUCUGUUCCUGGUGCUUUAGGUCCCACACCCUCUGCAACUUCUUCUUCAUCCUCUACAGUGCCAGCGCCCUCAGCUGUCCAGUCUCAGUCCCCUGCGCUGCUGCAGGACCCCGCCCUCCUGCAUCAGCUCAUCCCAGCCCUGCAGGCCACUCUACAGAUGAAUAAUGGCAGCAUGGACAUGGCCAAGAUCAACGAGGUCCUGGCAGCUGCUGUCACCCAAGCUUCCUUGCGGUCUAUGCUUCAUAAGCUCCUCACUGCUGGACCGUCUGCUUUCAACAUCACUGCUCUGCUCUCCCAAGUCGCUCAGCACUCCAGUCAAGCCCAGCAGUCCAGUCAGUCACCAGUGUCUCUCACGUCGGACGCAUCGUCACCUCGGCCAUACGUCUCACCGCGGAACGGCACGCCACAGAGCAACCUGAUGGGCCAGAAAUCUUUGCUGGGCAUGCCCCCUGGUGUCAUCACCUCCUCCCAAAUCAGGGGCAACAUUUCUUCAGUUAAAUCAGGACAGCCGCCCCUGUCUCAGACCUCGAUAGAGAAACGUCCAGAGGAUCCCAGGACUCUCCAGCAGCGAAGCAGCCAGGAAAUUCUGUCCACGGGACAAAACCACUUAUGUGGGACUGGUUUGCCUCAUGUCCCCUCCUGCAGCACCAGUCAAGCCCAGGCUGGCACCCCUGUCUCCUUCACUCCCACUCUGGCUACCCACUUUGAUGAGAACCUCAUCAGACACGUCCAAGGAUGGCCAGCAGAACACACUGAGAAGCAGGCGGCAAGGUUGCGUGAGGAUAUCCACAACAUGGGCAGCUUGUACAUGUCUGAGAUCUGCACAGAGCUGAAAAACCUUCGCUCCCUGGUCAGAGUGUGUGAAAUUCAGGCCACACUUAGGGAACAGAGGAUCUUGUUUCUGAGGCAGCAGAGCAAAGAGCUGGACAAGCUAAAGAACCAGAACUCAUACAUGGUCUGAGAGCCAGGCUGGAGAGGAAAGGAUUUUGAGGUCUGGAAUGAAAAAGUGAAAAGAGGUUGAGAGAUGAACGGCCCGCUCUGUGAGGCUGCAGGAGCAACCUGCUGUAUUCUCUGAAAGAGCCGAAGCGGAAGGCCUGAGGGAACAAAGCCGAACCUGACAGAAGACAACUCAGACGGUGGCUCUCAAGGUUAAGCCCCAUCAUCCUGAACAUGCCGAUUUUUAUUUUCCUCUGUUGUCCACCAUGUGUAUUGUCCUCGUUCACCAGGACAAGAUGAAAGUGAUUGUUCCCCAAGGUGGACACACUAAUCAGUGGACACAGAGGACCAUAGGACUGGGGCCUUAGCUUUUCUUGACCUGGGACUCUUCAAAUGGCACCUUGUUGGACCAUGAACCUUUGGAUUGUGUUUAUUGUACUGGCUUAACUUGUUUUCUCAUGUGUUUUGAUGUGUAGUGGUGAGGAAAAGAAUGAACUUCAUCCCUGGAAAAAAUAAGAACCAUCUCAUAUCGAGAACUAGUGAACUCAUUCCCUCCAAACAUUUGAAAUGGACUUGUUCAGUAAUGGUGAAUCAUACAUUGAAUUGGGUGGAUUCAAUGGUAGUGCUGUUAAUAAUUUUCCUUUUGCUCACUAUUGUACUUUUCAAUAGUUUUCCCAUCCCAGUCUUUCUGGGUGCUGAUUGGUUUUACAUGCCAUGCCAUGAGAUUAGCCAAGACCAUCGGUCAGGUGUAUUUGAAAUACUUGAUGUGCGCUUGAUAUAUCUUGUCCAAAGUUGUGGGAACCAGUUUUAAGGUUCCAGUGGUGCAAACUCAGUGAGGAAUGGCUAGCUAUUUCAAACACACUCCAAAUGUUUCAGAGUCACUUUCAAAAACUUGAUAUUAUUGGACCUAGGUUGGCUCUUAAAACAUAUGACGUCACAUUCAUUUGGGGCCCUACUCACUGGUUUAAUUUAUCCCUCAGCUAUUUGUCCUUUUUUGUAUAGUUGUCAACAUUUUGUUUCUGUCCCUAGUUGGCAAAUAUUUCAUUCCUUUGUGCAGCUUAGCAAGAAAUUGUGAAAAAGAAUAGGAUAACAGUAUAAAGGUCUGGAUUUUACAGUUAUGUAAACGUAAAUUAAUGUUGCACAUGAUUGAUUAUGUUCUUGUAGUGAUGAAAAUGGAAAGACAUUUUAUUUUUUCAAAAA
Messenger RNA from Myripristis murdjan (pinecone soldierfish), 3066 nucleotides. RefSeq names its product WW domain-containing adapter protein with coiled-coil-like. The record is from RefSeq and is a predicted model, not a curated record. Bases 284 to 1891 code for a protein of 535 amino acids. Gene Ontology annotation, molecular function: RNA polymerase II complex binding; chromatin binding. The transcript has 13 exons. Lineage: Eukaryota; Metazoa; Chordata; Actinopteri; Holocentriformes; Holocentridae. Gene Ontology annotation, biological process: regulation of autophagy; positive regulation of TORC1 signaling. Gene Ontology annotation, cellular component: nucleus.